GAGGCGAGGAAGACCGUGGACAGUAGUGGUAUACGCGUCAACGUUAAGGGUGUGUGCAUGAAGCAUCGGCACUGAUAGAGGGAACGAUAUAACGGAGGCGAGGGAGGGAGAGAAAGAGAUAGGAGGGAGAGAGAGAGAGAGAGCAGAGCGAGAUGCUGACAGAUUCCUGAUAGAUGUGCAAAAUGGCGCAAGCAUGUUCGACCCCUGCGAGCCAGCAAUUGUAGCUCGAAACAUGAGGAGCUAACGCAAGCAAGACGUCAUUGUUUUUUCCCACUUGCUUUGCUUUUUUAAUUUCCUGGGCAAAAAAGUAUCAGAUCAUUCUCUAAAGUGAUUUAAAUGGCUACCAGAAGGCGCCACCUCGCUCCAGUCGUACUCGGAAUAUAUCUGAGCGCUUUUGUCGGUGUGUGUGUGGGCGCCGAGCUGUCCUUCACGCUGGAGCCCAGUGACAUCAUCGCGGUCCAGGAGCAGCCCCUCAUGCUUCACUGUCAAGUGGAUGGUAUCCCACCAAUCAGAACGCAGUGGCGCCGCAAUGGCAUGCCCCUCGCCGCUGACCAGAGCUACACCAUGUUCGGCAACGGCUCGCUGCUGAUUGGCCGCUUCCAGAGGACACGCCUGGAUGGCUCGACGGGAUCUAGGGUGACUAAUGCAGUGUGA
This is a messenger RNA of Alosa alosa (allis shad), 654 nucleotides long. Its product is annotated as immunoglobulin superfamily DCC subclass member 3. The transcript has 2 exons. The record is from RefSeq and is a predicted model, not a curated record. Bases 337 to 654 code for a protein of 105 amino acids. NCBI's taxonomy places the organism in Eukaryota, Metazoa, Chordata, Actinopteri, Clupeiformes, Clupeidae.